AUGCUUUUUUCUCGCCCUCCAAUUCUCUCUCCGUGGAUAUCAGCGUUUCGAUCGGCUCGCCAGUUACCCCUCUCUCACUCAAGGUUCUUUUCCAUCUCUGUGCCUCGCUAUUCAGUCGAUAUGGAGACCGUGAACACCUCCGAACGUCUCUCGAGACUCAGAGAGUUGAUGCAGGAACACAAGGUGGAUGUAUACAAAUUUAUCUCUGGUUUCUCCGGGUCCGCUGGAACAGCCAUUGUUUCUCUGAGCAAAGCCGCUCUGUCCACUGAUGGGCGGUAUUUCAACCAGGCUUCCAAACAGCUUGAUAACAACUGGCAGCUCCUAAAGCGUGGUGUCGAAGGCUUUCCGACCUGGCAGGAAUGGACUACCGAACAAGCUGAAGGCGGCAAGGUCGUUGGUGUCGACCCAGCUUUGAUCACAGCGUCUGGUGCCCGUAGCCUCUCGGAAACCCUCAAGAAAAAUGGCUCGACGCUGGUGGGUGUUCAGCAGAACUUGGUUGAUCUGGUUUGGGGCAAGGACCGGCCUGCUCCCCCGAGGGAGAAAGUAAGAGUUCAUCCGGAAAAAUACGCUGGGAAGAGCUUCCAGGAAAAGAUCAGCGAACUCCGCAAAGAGCUGGAGUCGAGAAAAUCGGCCGGUUUCAUCGUUUCAAUGCUCGAUGAAAUUGCUUGGCUGUUCAACUUAAGAGGCAGCGACAUCCCUUAUAAUCCGGUGUUCUUCUCUUUUGCCACCAUCACGCCUACAACUACGGAGCUUUAUGUUGAUGCUGAUAAGCUGACGCCGGAGGUGACAGCUCAUCUGGGUCAAGACGUUGUGAUCAAGCCUUAUGAUGCUAUCUAUGCCGACGCGAAGGCCCUCAGUGAGGCAAGAAAGCAAGAAGCGGGAGAAACGGCUUCUAAGUUUUUGUUGUCCAAUAAAGCUUCGUGGGCACUUAGCCUUAGCCUUGGAGGCGAGGGACAGGUCGAAGAAGUCCGUAGCCCCAUUGGCGAUGCCAAAGCAGUGAAGAAUGAUGUGGAGCUUGCGGGCAUGCGGGCAUGCCACAUCCGCGACGGUGCCGCGCUGACGGAAUACUUCGCCUGGCUCGAGAACGAAUUAGUCAACAAGAAAUCGACUCUUGACGAGGUGGACGCCGCAGACAAACUAGAACAAAUCAGAUCUAAACAUGAACUCUUUGCCGGUCUGUCGUUUGACACUAUCUCUUCUACAGGCCCUAACGGCGCGGUUAUCCACUAUAAACCGGAAAAGGGAAGUUGCUCUAUCAUUGAUCCAAAUGCCAUUUAUCUGUGCGAUUCUGGUGCUCAAUACCUAGAUGGGACCACAGAUGUUACCAGAACGUUCCAUUUCGGACAACCUACCGAGCUCGAGAAGAAGGCCUUCACAUUGGUUCUCAAGGGCGUGAUAGGUCUUGAUACUGCUGUGUUCCCGAAGGGUACGAGUGGGUUUGCACUUGAUGUGCUCGCCAGACAAUACCUCUGGAAGGAGGGACUCGACUACUUACAUGGCACUGGGCACGGAAUCGGCUCCUACUUAAAUGUACACGAGGGACCAAUGGGUGUCGGUACCCGUGUUCAGUACACCGAGGUCCCUAUAGCACCUGGAAACGUGAUUUCUGAUGAGCCUGGUUUCUACGAGGAUGGCAAGUUUGGUAUUCGGAUAGAGAAUGUUAUCAUGGCGCGUGAGGUGCAAACCACGCACAAGUUUGGCGAUAAACCGUGGCUAGGCUUCGAGCAUGUCACCAUGGCCCCUAUUGGUCGCAAUCUGAUCGAACCAUCUCUUCUCAGUGAUUCGGAGCUCAAAUGGACAUCUGGUAUGAGUGGCCGAGGAAAUUACGCCAAUGGAUACGGGCAUCCCGACACCAGCCGAUAUGACCGCACUGAUGGAGGUUAUGGAAAUAGCAACAAUCUGGCUGUAAACAGCUACGGAGGUGGACGAGAGCGUCGACCAGGGGGCUAUGGUGGAUUUUACCCUGAGACGCCGCAGCAACCUGGGUUGUCACCGUCCCAAUCACCCGACCGACGCCGCGAACGACAAGAUUGGGAUCGAGAUCGCGAAUAUUCAUCAUCACGCUCACGCACGCGAGAACGAGACGGAGACCCCGAGAGAAGGCUACAAAGUUCGUCGCGAGAUGGCCGGUCUCAAGGAGACAAUACCCGGUUGCCUGAUAGCAGCCGGGAGAAAGAAUCAAAUAUCCCUAGUUAUAACACGGCUGGGUCUCAGGCUGUUGAAGAGGUUCUGCAGUCUAUUCAACAAGAAUGGGAUCUCGUAGCCUCGGACGAAUGCGUCCCAGUUCAGGUAGCUUUGCAAUUAAUGGACACAAGUACUCUGGGGAAAGCCGAUCGCGAGCCUGAAUUUUUGAAUGUGCAUAAUCGAAUCCAAAGAACCCUGAAAUCUGUCGUUAACGAACACCACCAGGGCUUUAACAGCUCAAUCGGUACUUAUCAUAAAAUUCAGUCAAAUAUUCAAAGCUCUCAAGGCCGAGUUCGUAACUUGAAACAUGCUCUGGAACAGGCUAAAUCGGGGUUACUCUCGACUAAACCCGAACUCAAAGACCUAGCGACCUCUUCUCAGAAGUACGAUGAUAUUAUCCAGUUGUUUAGUCAAAUCCAAGAGAUCCAAUCGCUUCCGGAGAAACUGGAGUCGCGAAUAUCCGAUAAGCGAUUCCUCGCUGCGGUUGAGGUACUUCACGAUGCUUUCCGUCUCUUGCGGCGCUCUGAGCUGGACAAUAUUGGCGCUCUCGCAGAUAUUCGCGCCUACUUCACUAACCAAGAAAUAUCACUCACAGAUAUACUGGUAGAAGAGUUGCACGAUCAUUUAUAUCUUAAAUCUCCUUAUUGCUCGAAUCGAUGGAAACCACCAACCCCGGAGGGGGAGAACAACAGUGCAAGUCAAUCUGGAUGGGCUGGCGCAUCUUGGGACAGACCUGUUUACACUUUCCUUGCGAAGCUGGACGCUUCGGCCCCCAUGGUGGAGGAUGCUUCUCGCAACCCAGAAGCUGACACGUUCUACUAUAUUCGACUCAUAAUCGAAGCAUUGAAUAAAAUGGGCCAUUUGGAUAUCGCUGUCGACCGGAUUGAACAGCGGCUUCCAGUUGAACUCUUUGCAGUGGUUGACAAAACAAACGCGGAAGUUGACGUACGCUAUCCAAACUUGACUCGCGGCUUUGCAGCAAAGGAGAGCAAGACAAACCUACCGACCGAAACAAUCGAGAACCGCGGGCAUGUCCUAUCUGAGUUUCUGUGGACCUUGUAUGCCAAAUUCGAAUCUAUUGCCGAAGGUCAUCGCGUUGUCCAUGAUGUCAUUGCAGCUAUUGUUGAACGUGAAGGCAUUCCUAAAAGCAGCGCCCUUGCAGGGGGCUUCAAAGAGCUGUGGAAACUCUACCAAAGUGAGAUUCGAUCACUCAUGCAUGAUUAUCUAGCGACCGAUGGAGAAUCAUCCCUCCGACCAGGAGGCGAAGACGACUCCAAGCGCCAUCUUUACUCGGGCUACAGAGACAAAAGCAAGAAAAUGUUCAAACUGUCCGAGACGGAUGGGACGAUGGAAAUGAAAGCCGAACAAAAUGAAUUAGAUGAAAUACUCCGCUCUUCCGUCCCAGGCCUAGUGUCGAAGACACGACAGAAAUCUACUCCAAAUGGGAAUUCGGAUUCCAAGCAAGGAAAUUCAGGAACUGGCCAUAAGAUUCUUAUUGAACCAAGUGUAUUCAACAUGAGUAUCCUUCUUCCACCGUCGCUUUCUUUCAUUCAACGCCUAAAGGAAAUUGUGCCCGUGGACUCCGAUAUUGCUAUGAGUACCUUGACUUCCUUCUUGGAUGACUUUAUGGUCAAUGUGUUCCUCCCCCAGUUUGAUGAGACGGUCACAGAUCUCUGCAUGCUGAGCUACAUUACACCAGAUGCAUUUACAGAAGAUCCCCAAUGGUUGGCGGUAUCGCCGCGUCCAGUCUUCAAGGGUACGGUUAAAUUCAUGUCCAUCAUCCGCGAGUUCAGCAAAAUGCUGUCUAGUAUUCCCCAUGACCAAGCAUUUACUCAACUACUGAUUACACAAAUUGUGAAUUAUUAUGAUAAAUGCUGCGGGUGGUACAGAGCCAUCGUGACAAAAAUUUCCCCUCGUGACAAUGGUGAAUUUAGACUCAAGGCCGCUGCGCAAUAUGCCAAAUCGGGUGACAUCCACGAUGUAGUCAGUGAGCUAUGGAGAACAGAGGCAAACAACAAGGAGGAGCUUGUGGAUAAGGAAACCAACCUUCUCCUUGAACACACUAACAAAGUGCCUUUGGAGCCGUACGAUAUCAUCUCUGACCCUAAGACCGUUAUGGCUCUCUCUCUUCUAUACAAUAGCACACAAUGGCUUGCAAGCCAUCUACUGAAAUUGCGCCAAGUCACGCAGCCAUCAUCUGAACCACGGCAGCCACAAGAAAGCGGGCCGCCAAACCGCAGAUGGACCUUGAUUGGUGCCAUGGCGCCAAAACGUGAGGGAUCAAACCAACCCGUGUACCUUCCCUUGAAUCAAGAAACUGCGACUGCUUUCGAUACUACUAUCGAAUCGCUACGCGAUCUUUCUUCAACCGCACUUUUUGCUUUGCACAUUGACAUUCGGUGCGGUAUUAUUCACAUGCUCACGAGGACCAUGGCUGGCCCCGACCCCAGCAACAACCGCAAUUCCGAACCUACAACCCCCUCUCCAAACUCAAACAUUUCUUGGUGGCAUAUAGUCCUGAACCAACCAACGUCCGCUUCACCAACUGUACUCGAGCUAAACAAUGAUCUGAUCUCUUUUGAUACAAACAUCUCUUCGUAUCUGGGAUCGGCCGAGCGCUGGUAUAUCACAUCAGGAUUGGCCAGGUUUAUCGAUCGUGUGUUUAUUGCUCGUGUCCAUCUUAUCGGCGCUAUGAAUCAGAAUGGGGCCCUGCGACUUCAGUUGGACGUCCUCGUCCUCCAACAAAACCUGAAGAACAUCAUCAUUGACCCAGCUGUGGAUACGGACGAGGAAGGAAGUGCAAUACGGGCAUCUGAUCAGAACCAUGAGAUUGUCGCUCUUCCGCGUAGUGCUAAGUUCCUGGACUGGUUCCUGGAAGGCGCCGAGAAGGCUCUCGACUACGCAAAAGAUGAAAAAGAAUCAUUUGCUACACAUCCGGAAAAAGCUUUGGCUGCUGGCAAUGGCGAGCCAUUUACCUACGAUGAGCUUAGGAUCCUCGUCGAUCUCUGCUUCUCGGAUAUUCUCAAGGGGCCUAGAGGUGCGGAGAAUCGAGAAGAGUUCAUGGCUGCAAAGAAAGCAAGCGCAGACGCACUCCUUAGGUUGAAUGAGAUAAUGUGGGAUUCCAGGUAG
Aspergillus pseudotamarii is the source of this 5313-nucleotide messenger RNA. RefSeq lists its product as uncharacterized. Lineage: Eukaryota; Fungi; Ascomycota; Eurotiomycetes; Eurotiales; Aspergillaceae. Gene Ontology annotation, cellular component: exocyst. Gene Ontology annotation, biological process: Golgi to plasma membrane transport; exocytosis. Gene Ontology annotation, molecular function: metalloaminopeptidase activity. The transcript is spliced from 18 exons. Bases 1 to 5313 code for a protein of 1770 amino acids. The record is from RefSeq and is a predicted model, not a curated record.